Molecule: messenger RNA, 2428 nt
Organism: Gasterosteus aculeatus aculeatus (three-spined stickleback)
Lineage: Eukaryota; Metazoa; Chordata; Actinopteri; Perciformes; Gasterosteidae
Gene: tgm2b
Product: transglutaminase 2b
Biological process (GO): peptide cross-linking
Cellular component (GO): mitochondrion
Molecular function (GO): protein-glutamine gamma-glutamyltransferase activity
Source: RefSeq, a predicted model, not a curated record
GGAGGGUCGCGUCACGCCCCCCGCCAGACCUACAAAUAAGACCGAGAUAACUACGAGAAGCUGCACACAUUAUUUCCCUCCGAGUCGACGAUUCACCGUCCACGCAGAACACAGCAGCAGUCAUGGCUCAAGCUCUGGACAUUGAUCACUGGAACCUGGAGUGUGAGUUCAACAACAUGGACCAUUCCACUGACCUCAACGGUGCGGAUCGUCUGAUUGUGAGGAGAGGCCAACCGUUCACAAUCAGCCUGUACCUUUACUCCGGAAACUACCAACCAGGAGUCAGCUCUCUUGACUGCAUAGUCGAGACAGGUCCUCAACCCUUGGAGCAGUAUGGCACAAGGGCCUCCUUUGGUCUGUCUGCCAACAUUGAUACUUCCUGCUGGAGCGCCGCUGUCACCAGUCCCCCCGGGGACAUGGUGGCCCUGUCCAUCUGCUCGGCCCCUGACGCACCCAUAGGCCGAUACACCCUGACCCUGGGGCGAUCGGGGCAGAUCGAGUUUAUCCUUCUCUUUAACCCUUGGUGCACAGGCGAUUCCGUUUUUAUGGAAGAUAAACAGAGUCUGGAUGAGUAUGUCUUAUCUCAGGAUGGAAUCAUCUAUAGAGGCAGUGCCAAACAUCCCAUACCAACUCCCUGGAACUUUGGCCAGUUUGAAAGUGGAAUCCUUGACAUCUGUCUGAGGAUUUUGGACAUGAAUCCUAAAUGUCUGAAAAAUCCUGGGAAGGACUGUUCAGGGAGGAGAAAUCCUAUUUAUGUUUCCAGAGUGCUCAGUGCCAUGGUGAAUUGUAAUGAUGACCGAGGGGUGUUGCUGGGAAAAUGGGCAGAUAGUUAUGAAGGAGGUGUCAGCCCCAUGUUCUGGAGGGGCAGUGUGGAGAUUCUGCGCAAUUGGGACACGCAAGCCUGUCAGCCUGUUCGCUACGGACAGUGCUGGGUGUUUGCUGCAGUGGCCUGUUCGAUUUCCAGAGCUCUCGGCAUCCCCUGUCGAGUCGUCACCAACUACCUGUCGGCCCACGACAGCAACAGCGACCUGGUGAUUGAACGCGUCAUUAAUGAAAAUGGAGAUCUCAUUCAGGCCAAAGAAAUGCUCUGGAACUUUCACUGCUGGGUGGAGAGCUGGAUGACCAGGCCCGACUUCAAACCGGGGUUUAAUGGCUGGCAGGCUAGUGACCCUACACCUCAGGAGAAAAGCGAAGGAACGUACUGCUGCGGCCCUAUCCCGGUCAGGGCCAUCAAAGAAGGCGAGCUUACGUUCAAGUAUGACGCCCCAUUUGUCUUUGCUGAGGUCAACGCUGACGUCACCACCAUCAUGAAGCGAAAAGAUGGAAGCACGUCAAAAGUUACCAACACUACAGUGGUGGGCCAGAAGAUCAGCACGAAGAGUGUUGGCAGUGACGCCAGAGAGGACAUCACUCAUCUGUACAAGUACCCUGAAGGCUCUGAUGAAGAGCGGGAGGCUUUCAAGAAGGCUAACCACCAAAACAAGCUGCUCCAUCAGCAGGAAAAUGAAGGCCUGCACCUCACUAUCAAGGUGACACCAGACAUGAGGAAGGGCUGUGACUUUGAUGUAUUUGCUGUGGUAACAAAUAACACUCAAAGCAAUAAGAAGUGCCGCCUGGUGUUUGGAUCCUGCGCUGUAUCCUACAACGGCAUUCUGGGAGAGAAUUGUGGUUUUAAAGAUUUGCUCAAUGUCGAACUCUCACCAGGAGCAGAGAGGCGAGUUCCACUACGGUUGAACUACUCAAAGUAUGGUGGCCUACUCAACGAAGACAACUUGAUCCGUCUGGCAGCCCUGUUGAUGGACUACUCCACUAGAGAUGCAACGCUAGCAGUGAGAAACAUUGUCCUGGACAAUCCUGAAAUCAAAGUCAGAAUCCUGGGGGAACCGAAGGAGAAUCGAGAGCUGGCUGCAGAGAUCACCCUCCGAAACCCUCUGCCAGAGACGCUGGAGAACUGCUGCUUCAGCAUCGAGGGGGCCAACCUCACUGCAGGACAGGUCAUCUCUGAGAGGCUGGGCUCCUCAGUGGCACCUGGGGAAGAUGCCACGGUGAAAAUUUACUUCACACCCACCCACUCUGGACUGAGAAAGCUGGUGGUCGACUUCGACAGCAACAAGUUGUGUCACGUCAAAGGCUACAGAAAUGUCAUUAUUGGGAAAUAAAGCCUCUAACCUACGCAGUCAAACAGAUGACAUUAUUUUUACUCUGAAGUCUGAAUUAACAGUUUAGCUAACUCAAUACAUAAAAUGCUUUUUUAUUGAAACACUGCAUCUCAAUGUAUUAUCAUGAUCGCUUUAUAUAUAUUUUUUUGUGUUAUGUGGACGCUUUUUACUCACUAAUCUGUGUAUGCAAAACUUUAAAAGGAAUAUGUACUGUGAUCUAAAGUAAUGGUUUGCAUUUUAGGUCUCACAAUAAAGUUGAUUAGGCAUCA